Molecule: messenger RNA, 654 nt
Organism: Encephalitozoon intestinalis ATCC 50506
Lineage: Eukaryota; Fungi; Microsporidia; Unikaryonidae
Exons: 1
Coding region: 1-654 (217 amino acids)
Cellular component (GO): nucleus
Source: RefSeq, a predicted model, not a curated record
AUGAAUGAGGAGAGUGGAAAGGAAUGUUCGAAGCAGCAGAAGAGGCUGGCAGAGGCUCUCAGAAGAAGAGAUGGCCUGAAGGAGGAGAUGGAAAAAGUCAGACAGGAUCUUCAAAAGCUGGAGAUCCACCGGAGAGUACUAUUGGACAUGGUAAGGAUUGGAAAUGGAGGAAUGGAAAUAGACGUUAACAGAUACAGACCGAUCUAUAAAGCAGAAGUCGAGGGAGCAAAAGGCCUGAUACAUGUUCCGGGAGAGCGAUACCAUCUAGCAAUAUAUAACCUCGGGAGGAUUCCGAUGGCGAGUAUGAAGCCCUUUUAUAACCAGAAGAACAUCUAUCCAAUUGAUUACAUGUGUAAGAGAGCCUACUACAAAAGUAGAGGGAGCCCUGGAGGAGACGGGUAUGCCCUGUAUACAUGUACAAUAAGGAAUGUUUGUAGCAAGCCUCUGUUUGAGAUAUCUGAGAGGGACCUAUGCAUAAGAGGGAAGGCUGGGGAGGUCUUCAAUGCAUUUAAAAGUUUGUUUUCCUGGGAGAUUGAGUUUGGAAGCAUAACGGAGUUUUUUGGGCUGAACAAUCUGUAUGUUCGGAGACUGAUCAGCGAGCAAGAAGGAUUUAGAGGGCUUGGAAUUGGAGAUAGAUGGGAAAGGAAGGCCUGA